This is a messenger RNA of Yamadazyma jaroonii, 999 nucleotides long. NCBI's taxonomy places the organism in Eukaryota, Fungi, Ascomycota, Pichiomycetes, Serinales, Debaryomycetaceae. The record is from the annotation of a GenBank genome assembly.
AUGAAAAUCACUUCCUUUUUCACUACUUUAUGUCUUAUUGCUCAAGCUUUGAGUGAUAAUAUAGAGAUUUCUUCUGAUACCAAAACUUGGGGUCAAGCAGUUAUUGAAUAUUCCGAUGUUACUAUUGAUUCUGGUGCAACUUGGAAAAUUGUUGAUGUUGGUUAUGUUCAUUUCCAUGACAAUUUCUUAAAUAAUGGAGACUUCUUUGUUACUUCAACUCAAGAGGAUCAAGCUAUCAACUUCAAAAUUGCUGACUUUAAGAGUAAAACUACUAAUAAUGGUAGAAUGGUUAUUUCUUCAGGAAGUUCUUUCUUUUCUCCAAGUUUUUCGAUUAAUGGUGGUUCUUUCGAAAAUAAUGGUAAAGCUUUCUUUAGUGGAAAUAGUAAAUCUGGUAUUCCUAUCUCCCAAAUAACUCCUAGAAGUUUUACCAAUAAUGGUUUGAUCGCUUUAUACCAAGAUAAGAAGAAUAGUGGUUUAGUUGAUUUAGGUCAAUUAUGGCAAAGUUUCACUAAUGAUGGUACUGUUUGUUUAAGAAAUCAAGCUUUUGAUCAACAAUCUGCCAUUAAAGGUAAAGGUUGUUUUGACAUUGGUGAAAAUUCAAAUGUCUGGAUUAAAACUUCCCUUUUACCGAUUUCAACUGAUCAAGUUUUCUACUUUUCUUCCGAUUAUGGUUCAAUUAGAGUAGAAGCUGUUUCGGGUACCCAAACAUUUAAUGUUAAAAAUUGGGGUGGAAAUAAUAUCAUUGGUUUAUCUUUACCUAUUAGUAGUUUCGGUUACACUCCAGGUUCAGGUGUUUUAACUUUAACCUGUGGUUUCUUAAAUUUCAACUUUAACAUUGGUAAAGGAUACGAUAUCAACUUGAUGCAAAAAGUCACUGCUGAUUAUGGCUCAGGUGGUAUUGUUAUCAAUGGUGGAUUGGUCUAUAAAGGUUCUACACCUCAAAAUUCUAGACCAGAUAUCUGUAUGACCUGUGAAGAUGUUCCAGAAUUUUCAGUUUAA